AUGAUUAGUUCACUCUUCAGAGCAAGAAAACCCAUCACCCAAAUCGCCCAAAUAGUUCCCAUAAACCCACAAGUUUCACAGAAACUCACUCCAAUCCCACCAUCAAUCCAAUCUCACCAAAACCCAUGUGCCCAACUGCCCUAUUGCCAAAACCCUUCAAGGGUUUUACAGAAUUGUUCAUUUUCAACCCAGUCCUCCAAGUUUCCAGAGUAUGAGAUGCCCUCUGUCACUUGGGGUGUGGUCCAAGGCCGCAAAGAGAAGCUUGUCUCAAGGGUUAUAAUAUGUGAUUAUUUAAAGAGCUUGGGCAUAGUUCCUGAUGAGUUAGAAAACUUAGAGCUACCCUCUACUGUUGACGUCAUGAGGGAGAGAGUUGAGUUCCUUCAGAAGCUAGGAUUGUCCAGCGAUGACAUUAAUGAGUACCCCUUGAUGCUCGGAUGUAGUGUGAGAAAAAAUAUGAUACCUGUGUUGGCUUACUUGGAGAAAAUUGGGAUUCCAAGGUCGAAACUUGGUGAGUUUGUUAAAAAUUACCCACAAGUAUUACAUGCUAGUGUGGUUGUUGAGCUUGUGCCGGUUGUUAAGUUCCUUCGUGGGCUUGAUGUGGAGAAGCAGGAUAUUGGCUAUGUGUUGCAGAAGUAUCCUGAGCUUCUCGGGUAUAAACUUGAGGGGACAAUGAGUACUUCAGUGGCAUAUCUUGUUAGCAUUGGUGUUAAUCCUAGGGAUAUAGGUCCGAUGGUCACACAGUAUCCUUACUUUUUGGGAAUGAGAGUUGGGACUGUGAUUAAGCCAUUUGUUGAUUUUUUGGUUUCCUUAGGCUUGCCAAAAAUGAUUUUGGCUAGGAUGUUGGAGAAGCGGGUAUAUUUACUUGGUUAUGAUCUGGAGGAGACUGUUAAACCAAAUGUGGACUGUUUGAUUAGUUUUGGGAUCCGGAGGGAAGUGCUUGCUUCGGUUGUUGCUCAAUACCCCCAAAUUCUUGGGCAGCCUUUAAAGGCCAAAAUGUCCUCACAGCAGUAUUUCUUUAGUUUGAAGCUUAAGAUUGAUCCUGAAGGAUUUGCACGAGUGAUAGAGAAGAUGCCGCAGAUUGUCAGCCUUCAUCAACAUGUGAUAAUGAAGCCAGUUGAGUUCCUUCUUGGACGGGGAAUACCUUCCGAGGAUGUUGCCAAAAUGAUUGUAAAGUGUCCCCAGUUAAUUGCAUUGCGUGUUGAGCUCAUGAAGAAUAGCUUUUACUUCUUUAAGAGUGAAAUGGGUAGGCCACUGAAAGAGCUUGUGGAAUUUCCGGAAUACUUCACUUACAGCUUGGAAUCCAGGAUAAAACCUAGGUACCAGAGGUUGCAAAGCAAGGAGAUCAGGUGUUCUUUGAAAUGGUUCCUGAACUGUAGUGAUCAGAGGUUUGAGGAGAGGUUGCAAGGGGAAUAUAUUGAAACAGAGACUCCAGGUCCAUUAUUUUGUAUGGGUGGAAAGUUAGAGCUGCCUGGAAAUGAAAUGGUGUCAGAUGAGGAAGAUGAGAGUGAUGACGAAGUACUUUACAGGCGCACUGUUUCACUGUAA
Molecule: messenger RNA, 1545 nt
Organism: Prunus armeniaca (apricot)
Lineage: Eukaryota; Viridiplantae; Streptophyta; Magnoliopsida; Rosales; Rosaceae
Source: the annotation of a GenBank genome assembly